AUGGGAAUGCGGUCAUGCGCUGGUGCUAAGGUGCUCUUUGGCUUGGUGGUCGGACUGGUCGGCUCUCGUGCUUGGAUCGGCCAAGGAAAUCCGCAGAAAUGGUUGCCAAAACGUGUGGCAACACACGCGAGCUCCAGCGCCGGUCAGGAUUCGAGGCCGACAGUAGCCGUCGUCGGGGCCAAUGGCCGAACAGGUUCACUAGUCGUUGAGGCUUUGCUGAAAGAUGGUUUGGCCAAGCCUGUGGCCGUAACCCGAAGCGGUUCUUGGAAUGCCAUGGAUGACAGCACCAAGGACGUCGAAGUUCGCCAGGCAGAUGUCACGACUCCAUCCUCUCUGGUUGCAGCUUUGGCGGGCGUGUCAGCCGUGGUUUUUGCUGCUGCGUAUUCGCGUGGCAAGACAGAGCCGAAAGACGUGGACAACGAGGGCUUGGUCAACUGUGCGAAGGUGGUUCUUCAAGACAAAAUCGAGCGCCUCAUCGUUGUCAGCAGCGCAUCGGUAACCAGACCGUACGCUCCGGUUGGCAUUUUGUUGAACACGAUUGGGUCCGGAGUGUUGAACGAGAAGCUGGAGGGAGAAAAUCGGAUCAAGGAGAUGUUACAAGGAAGUGAGUCAUCAUACACGAUUGUAAGACCCGGCGGGUUGACCACAGACCCAGCAGAUGGUUUCUUGGAGCUGCAGUUCAACCAGGGCGACACUUAUGUGGGAAACGUGGCUCGAGCCGAUGUUGCUGCAGUGUGUGCAGUGGCUGCAACGGAUCCUCUGAACAGUGGCGCUGGUAAAACCUUUGAGAUGUUCAAGGCAAGAACUCGAAAUCCACUACUUCCCUGGUUCCGCGGCAAGACGAGAUACGUCAUUGCAGGGCUUCGUGAUUGUGGCGCCAUGCUGGCCAGACUCAGGCCCGACAAAGAAGUUUACGAUGUGCCGGGACCGCUGCCCCUCUCGCUCGACGACUUCAAGCUGGGGCUGCCUAACAAGUGA
This is a messenger RNA of Symbiodinium sp. CCMP2456, 978 nucleotides long. NCBI's taxonomy places the organism in Eukaryota, Dinophyceae, Suessiales, Symbiodiniaceae. The record is from the annotation of a GenBank genome assembly.